Rotaria sp. Silwood1 is the source of this 411-nucleotide messenger RNA. NCBI's taxonomy places the organism in Eukaryota, Metazoa, Rotifera, Eurotatoria, Philodinida, Philodinidae. The record is from the annotation of a GenBank genome assembly.
AUGGUGAAAGUCAUGAAAAGUCAAAAAGUAGUCAUUGUCUUAGCCGGCCGUUAUGCUGGCCGAAAGGCUGUGGUUAUUAAACCAUACGAUGAAGGUAGUAACGAACGUGGUUAUGGUCAUGCUCUUGUUGCUGGUAUCUCGCGUUAUCCACGUAAAGUAACAAAAAAAAUGGGAAAGAAAAAACAAGCACGUCGUAAUAAAAUAAAGACAUUUGUUAAAGUUGUUAACUAUAAUCAUUUAAUGGCUACUCGAUAUACGGUUGAUAUUAACUUUGAAAAAAGUUUAAUCAAUAAGGAUAUGUUUCGUGAUGCUGGUCUUCGACGAAAAGCUCUUCGAGAUGUAAAAGAUAAAUUCGAAGAACGAUACAAAACAGGCAAACAUAAAUGGUUUUUUCAAAAAUUACGAUUUUAA